AUGGACCGACAGCUCGCCGGCCACGCAGGCAGCGAAACGCAUAGGACCAGGAGCCAAGUUGAGCGAGCACAGGGACAAGGAAAUCAGUGGAUCAAUCCAAUCGUCCUGUAUAUCCUCGCAUUCAUCGGCUUAUUAGCCAUCUAUGAGAAGCUGUAUCAGCUAGGAACGCUGAUCACAGACGGGUUUUUCCCGCCUGAAAGCGAAAACCAACCAGAACCGGCGGAAGGAGCGGAAGUGCAACUUCAGCUGGAUAAUGCAACGGUGCGCCUCAACAUCACCGCCUACCGAGACGGUAGACAGCUGAACAUCAGCCAGACGGUGAAUGCGCCAGCGGCAGCCCCGCGGCCAGGUUCCGCGGAAGCCCCGCAGCCUCAACCGGCAGAAACCCCGCGGCAGGAGGAACUAACUCCUAGUCGCAUCGAGCGCUGGUCAGAGGAACAGUGGGUACAGAAAGGGGCAGAAAGCAACAUGACCCUCCAGGAGCUGAUCGAAUGGCGCAGGCGCGAAGAAAGGCUGAUUCAAGGGCAAGACCCAGACUCCAGCCAAGAUGAGCCAGGUGAGUCAACUUCGCACAGUGCGGACAGCCCCGCCUCUGAGCGGGAUGCACCGCCUGAGCGGGACGAACCGCCUGAGCGGGUAGCACCGCCCGAGCGGGGCCCAGAGCUCUUGACGGGAGACCCCGCCACUGAGCGGGAAGCUCCGCUAGAUCCCUUUGAUGGGAUGAGUCCAAAUGAGCUCCAGCAGUGGCGAGUCCGAGAACCGAUUUCUGGGGAUCGGAGGCGGCAGCUCCAGUGGCGACAGCCCUUUCUUUGGCCACAGCUAGCCAGGGGAGGUAUAGCUACGUCUCACCAAGAGAACCCGGCAGUGAGCCAUGCCACUCUAAGUAGGGUGGCAAACUGCAAAGGGUAA
Messenger RNA from Cladocopium goreaui, 909 nucleotides. NCBI's taxonomy places the organism in Eukaryota, Dinophyceae, Suessiales, Symbiodiniaceae. The record is from the annotation of a GenBank genome assembly.